Molecule: messenger RNA, 1020 nt
Organism: Vicia faba (fava bean)
Lineage: Eukaryota; Viridiplantae; Streptophyta; Magnoliopsida; Fabales; Fabaceae
Source: the annotation of a GenBank genome assembly
AUGGAGUCUACAAAGAAUUUGCUGCCACUAUCUAAUGAUAUGAAAGAGAGCAAAGAAACAGAACGUAAAGUUCCAACCAUGACAAGAAAAGGAGUUUAUACUGCUUUAUCUUACAUGACUUCUUCAGUGCUUUUGGUCAUGUUCAAUAAAGCAGCUCUCACUUCUUACAAUUUCCCAUUUUCAAAUGUCAUCACACUUUCUCAGAUGGUGUGUGCAUUUGUUAUUCUCUAUGUCUUGAAAUCCUUCAACAUAAUUUCUUUCACAACUGGUGAAUCCCAUAACAACUCUGAGUCUAAAAACUCAAUAUUAUUUGUGCCCUUCAGUACAUUAGUCCACACAUUUCCUCUAGCAAUAACAUAUUUGUUGUACAUGGUGGUGACUAUGGAAGCUGUGCGCGGCAUUAAUAUUCCAAUGUACACCACUCUCAGAAGAACUAUUGUCGCAUUCACAAUGAUCAUGGAGUAUUUUCUAUCCGGGAAGAAACAUUCAAGAUUUGUUCUUGGAAGUGUUGGGAUAAUCAUAGUUGGUGCUUUGGUUGCUGGAGCAAGAGACUUAUCAUUUGAUGCUUAUGCUUAUUCAGUUGUUUUCAUAGAAAACAUGUGCAAAGCAGUGUACCUUGCUUCUAUCUCUCGUGCUGGUAAAGCUAGUGGUCUUAACAUAUUUGGUCUUGUAUGGAGCAAUGUGUUGAUUUGUGGACCAAUAUUGUUCUUUUGGUCCUUGCUAAGAGGUGACCUACAAUCAACACUCAACUUCCCAUACUUGCUCUACCCUGGAUUUCAGGUUGUGAUGGUUUUGUCAUGUGCUUUCACUUUCUUUAUAAACUACAUUGUGGUUUUAAAUACAACUGUCAACUCAGCACUUACACAGGCAAUUUGUGGUAAUUUAAAGGAUGUUUUUACUAGUGGCUUUGGAUGGAUAUUGUUUGGAGGACUUCCAUAUGAUUUGUUCAAUCUUCUUGGUCAAUCACUUGGAUUCUUUGGGUCCUGUUUGUAUGCCUAUUGUAAGCUUCAAGGAAAAUGA